Triticum dicoccoides is the source of this 988-nucleotide messenger RNA. Its product is annotated as thiosulfate sulfurtransferase 16, chloroplastic-like. Lineage: Eukaryota; Viridiplantae; Streptophyta; Magnoliopsida; Poales; Poaceae. The coding region runs from base 128 to 721 and encodes 197 amino acids. The transcript has 6 exons. The record is from RefSeq and is a predicted model, not a curated record.
UGUGUUUGUGCAAGGUUACCACGUUUCAACAAGAAAUCGGCGCUUAAUCUGCAUCGUAGCUAGUAUAUAUAUUGGCUUGAACUCAUCGUCCCAAGAAGGAACAGGAGCGAGGACCGGACUGGAGAUAAUGGCAUCCGAGUUCUCCUUUGCCCGAGGCGUCUCCCUCCCCGCCGCCGCGCACUGGCCGCCCCUCGCCUUCACCUCCUACAGGCUGCGGCACAGUGCGGCGUGCACCAGGGCGAAUCCUCGGGUCGUGGCGGCGGCGAGGGCGGUCUCAGUGGCCGCCGCCAGGAGGAUGCCCGGCUCAGUCAGAUACGGCGGCGCCAGGGUAGCGGCGUUGCGGGCGGAGGAGGCCGAGGUGGCCGUGCCACCGUCGGUGCCGGUGCGCGUCGCCUACGAGCUGCAGCUGGCCGGUCACCGCUACCUCGAUGUCAGAACGGAGGGCGAGUUCGGUGGUGGGCAUCCGGCAGGAGCGGUGAACGUCCCCUACAUGUAUAGCACCGGCUCAGGAAUGGCCAAGAACCCGCACUUUCUCGAGCAAGUGUCGGCGAUCUUCGGCAGGGACGACGAGAUCAUCAUCGGAUGCCAAAGUGGCAAGAGAUCUCUCAUGGCGGCAGCCGAACUCUGCUCCUCUGGCUUCACUGCCGUGACCGACAUCGCCGGAGGGUUCUCGACUUGGAGGGAGAACGGACUGCCGGUCAAUGGACGCGGGCUUCUAUAAAUGUGGUUGAAACAUCAUAAUUUGUCUUAGCAUGCUCCGAGACACCACAUCAGUGCACUGAAUAAGCAAAAUGGAGUUUGAUAUGAUCUACUCCUCCGUACCAGAAUACUUGUAGCUGGGGAAGCUAAUACAAGUUCCCCCAACUACAAGUAUUUCGGUAUAGAGGUAGUAUAGGAUGUAUGUGCUAUAUUAAUGUUAGAAUUUCCGUUCUUCACCUGACCUCCUGUAAACUGGCCCAUUACAAAAUAACACACGUAUGCUACGGUA